Pogonomyrmex barbatus (red harvester ant) is the source of this 1836-nucleotide messenger RNA. RefSeq names its product venom allergen 5. Lineage: Eukaryota; Metazoa; Arthropoda; Insecta; Hymenoptera; Formicidae. The record is from RefSeq and is a predicted model, not a curated record. Gene Ontology annotation, cellular component: extracellular region.
CACUUAUCGAAAUUUAAAGAAGAUCUCGAUUGCCAAGUUCGCGUUUUAAUCAAAUUUUUUCUAUUAUCGCUUCCCCAAAGUUCGUUUCGUGUCUCGAAGAAUUGUCGGUAGAAUUUCCUGGCUGCCACUAUAAUGCUCGCCAAGAGAAAUACCGGUCUCCUUUUAACGAUCGUUACUUGUCUGCUGAUGAAUUAUUGCGAAACAUCGUGCAUCGGAAAAACCAUGUUGAGUGAGUAUGAUAUAUGGGAUGAUGAACUAGCUACGAUAGCACAGAGAUGGGCGGAUCACUGCGCCGAAUCACACGACAGUCUAAGAAACGUUCGUAGAUUUGCAGUGGGACAAAACAUUGCUCGCUCAUGGACGACUAGGCCUCCGGGACCUUACGAUGGCGAGCCAGAUUGGAGACGACAAAUUUCUGGUUGGUUCAACGAGGUACAAUAUUAUCAUUCCGGUUACAGUAAAACCACCGGGCAUUACACACAGUUGGUGUGGAGCGAUACUUUUCUAAUAGGAUGCGGAUACUCAUUCUACUAUGAUCCGGCUCGCGGUUAUACCAAGAAUUAUGUCUGCAAUUAUGGCCCGAGUGGAAAUGUACUCGGCUUUCAACCUUACAAAUCUGGGCAACCUGCGUGCAGCAAUUAUGGCAUGUCCUAUAGCAAUAGAUACGCCGGAUUAUGCUCUCGUGGGACUUAUUAUUACCUAGGGGCUCUAUGUGUAUACGGAUAAUGCGGAAAAUGUAAAUAUUUAUGUAAAAUACAAAUUUUGAGAUGCAUCUAACACUUGUCCAGUUUACCUAAUGUUACAAGUUUUUGGAAAUUUUGAAAAGUAGGACUGUGAUAAACAGUGUAAACAAGCGAAUUAUUCUCUUAAUGCUGAUAGAAUAAUCGACGAUAUUAUGUAGAUAGAUUAACAGCAAUUAACAGUUUUCGUUAGUUAAGGUAAACAUAAGCUGAUUUGUCAUGCAUACGAUAUCAAUUUAUAUACAUGCGACAAAUUAUUAAAUAUUAUCAUGUAAAUAUGUAUUAGUGAUAUUGGAUUAUGUAAGAUAUUGCUAAAGGUAUGUUCCACUUGACACUUGCAACGCUCUUAGAAUUAUUUCAUCUCUAUUGUUCAUUAAAUGUUAAACAAGAUCAUAUAAAUAUUUAGAGCUGCGACAGUUAAAUGGAAUGUAUUUUCAAGAUAUCCAGGUAUCAAAUCGAGUAUGAAUUCGAAUAACGAGAAAAAAAUUUCUUGUCGUUGAAUUUUUGUGGUCACAUUUUGUCGCGUCAUAAAACAAAUCUGUAAUGAUUGAAAGUCUGUAUAUAGAAUUGGUAUUUAUAAGGGAAUAGUUUAACAAAUAUACGGAUAAAAUGUGCAACACACAUAAAAAGAGUUUUAAAGAUUAUGAAGAAAUUAUAUACACUAGAAUAUCACUCUAUAUCUCUUUAGGGAGUUAUUAAAUCAAGUUGAUUUCUACCUUUAUAAUACAACUAUCUUAUUAACAGACGUGUAUCAAGAGGAUAUCUUUUGUCCGAGAUAAAGAUUAGGAUUCGAAAAUUUUCUUUAUCCGUUUAUUCUAAUUCAAUUCAUCUAGUCUCAAUUUACGAUCUGUAGAAGUUAUUCAUCAAGUUAAUAAAAGAGUAACAAAGUGUUGUUAAAUUUUAAGUUUAAUACUCGCCACUCGCGUAAAUAUAUCGCAUAAAUGUAAAUAUUUUCAUAAUGCAGAUAUAUAUUACACAUAUAUAUAAUUAUAUAUCGUUAUCAUUAAGUAUCGAAAUAUUGUAUCUCAUUAAUAAUUAAUAAUUAUUCUUGUUGCAUAUAUGUGUAACUGCAGAAAUAAAGAGAAGCGAUAUAAAA